CCACCAAUUACAAGACUCGAUAUCUAUCGGCGUGCCAAAAGCCAAACGCCGGAGCUCCGUCUUCUGCUCUGAUUCCGCUGUUGCGUUCUUCGAAGACUUUGAUACCUGGGGAUGAUAUCUUUGUCUUGUUUAAGCGCCGCGCAACCGAAUCCGAGUCGUCCCUUUCGCAAUUAUUGAGGGGAUUCAAUGGAAGCAACUGGGGGAGGGAAGAAGAAGGGCCUUCCCUUCCGUGUUCCUGGGUCAUGCUUACGACACCACCAUGGAAUAGAAGAAAGAAGAGGAAAUGCAGAUUCUGUGGUGAUCACCCCUGCAGGUCUGCUUCGCCAAGUCCAAGGCUGAUUCAUGACACCAUCUCGAUCAAGGAAAACAACGCGAAUCAAUGGCUUCUCACCCGACAUUUGUUCGGACAUUUCGGAUUUCGCGGUGCCAAGCAACGUAAAAUUGAUGGGUCGUGUCGGCAUCUGCCCCCCGCGUUUACCCUCUCGGAUGUGGUCUCUUCGCUCCGUGAAUGCCGAGGGAAUUGACCUUGGUCUAGAACUCGCUCGAAUUGGGUUCUACAUUUGCUGAAUCGGCGGAGUUUUCUUCUUAAAGAUGGGAUUUUCAAUGCGGAUUCGAGCGCGACGGGGGCUGCGGAGCGGCGCAGGGAGGAACGAGGAAGAACGGAACGGGGUUUGGUCCCGAACUUGUCGAAUCGAGCACAAAGAUCCAGACUUUGGCCGCUAAACGUUGAUCUGCCGGUGGAAGUAGAACUGAGCUAGUGAUUGUAUGUGAAAAAUCAAGUUUCAGUUGAGUAAUGGAUCCAGAGGUUGGAAGAAUUCCGGUCUCUUUGAAGAAAGAUUCUUGGAAGACCAUCCUGCUUUUAGCAUACCAGAGCUUGGGUGUCGUUUAUGGAGACUUGAGUAUAUCUCCUCUAUAUGUCUUCAAAAGUACAUUUGCAGAAGAUAUUCAACAUUCAGAAACGAAUGAAGAGAUUUUUGGUGCGCUUUCAUUUGUGUUCUGGACUCUGACGCUCGUCCCCCUCUUCAAGUAUGUCUUCAUAGUUCUGAGAGCUGAUGACAAUGGCGAGGGGGGUACUUUUGCUUUGUACUCUUUGAUAUGUCGGCAUGCCAAUGUAAGCCUUCUGCCCAACAGACAGGUUGCAGAUGAAGAGCUCUCUACUUACAAAUAUGAAUGCCCUCCGGAAAUUACCAACAGGUCAAGGAUCAAGGUUUGGCUCGAGAAGCACAAGAACCUGCAUGUUGCUCUGCUGAUAGUGGUAAUGCUUGGUACCUGUAUGGUAAUUGGAGAUGGAAUCCUCACCCCAGCAAUAUCAGUGUUUUCUGCAGUUUCAGGGCUUGAGUUGUCCAUGUCUAAGGAGCACCAUGAAUAUGCUGUGGUUCCGAUAACAUGCUUCAUUUUAGUAUGCUUAUUUGCUCUGCAACACUAUGGUACUCAUCGAGUUGGAAUUCUAUUCGCACCAGUUGUUCUGACCUGGCUAUUGUGCAUCAGUGGACUUGGGAUAUACAAUAUUGUUCACUGGAACCCACAUGUCUAUCAAGCACUUUCUCCAUAUUACAUGUUUAAGUUCUUGAAAAAGACUAAGAAGGGUGGCUGGAUGUCCUUGGGUGGAAUUUUACUAUGCAUAACAGGAUCAGAGGCAAUGUUUGCAGAUCUUGGCCACUUCUCAUACACUGCAAUUCAGAUGGCCUUCACUUUCGUAGUUUAUCCCUCUCUCAUUUUGGCAUACAUGGGUCAGGCUGCUUACUUAUCAAAGCAUCAUGGAAUCUAUACGAGUUACCAGAUUGGCUUUUAUGCCUCAGUUCCAGAAUGCUUAAGGUGGCCUGUACUUGGGAUAGCAAUACUAGCUUCGGUUGUGGGGAGCCAAGCAAUUAUCAGUGGAACAUUUUCUAUCAUUAAUCAGAGUCAAUCGCUAGGGUGCUUUCCAAGAGUCAAAGUGGUUCACACCUCUGACAAAAUUCAUGGGCAGAUCUACAUACCAGAGAUUAAUUGGAUGCUCAUGAUCCUCUGCAUUGCUGUUGCUGUUGGAUUUAGAGACAUAAAGCACAUGGGAAAUGCUUCUGGACUAGCAGUGAUCACUGUUAUGCUGGUGACCACAUGCCUCACUUCCCUAGUUAUGAUCCUUUGCUGGCACAAGUCUCCAUUCUUGGCCCUUGCAUUUCUCCUCUUUUUUGGCUCCAUUGAGGUCCUCUACUUCUCUGCGUCGCUGAUCAAAUUCCUUGAGGGUGCCUGGCUUCCCAUCCUACUUGCUCUCUUUCUCAUGAUCGUCAUGUUUGUCUGGCAUUACGCCACAAUUAAGAAAUAUGAGUUUGACCUACAUAACAAGGUCUCUUUGGACUGGCUCCUGGCCCUUGGUGACAAACUUGGCAUCGUCCGUGUUCCUGGCAUUGGCCUUGUUUUCACCGAUAUCAUCUCCGGUGUGCCUGCUAACUUCUCCCGAUUUGUCACCAACCUCCCGGCGUUCCAUCGCAUCCUGGUCUUUGUUUGCGUCAAAUCUGUUCCUGUUCCAUUCGUGCCUCCUUCUGAGAGAUACCUUGUCGGACGUGUUGGACCGCCCUAUCAUCGUUCUUACAGAUGCAUUGUUCGGUAUGGGUACCGUGAUGUCCAUCAGGAUGUUGACUCUUUUGAAUCUGAGCUGAUUGCAAGUUUAGCUGAGUUCAUACAACUUGAAGCAUCUUUCAGCGGACAAAGGUCUAGUGAGCUGAUGGAUGGUUACGAAGAUGGACUUACUGUCAUCGGAAGAAGUCUGCUUACAUGCAGUCGCAAUUAUAAUACCGUGAGCAGCACUCCAGGGGGGACGAUGACCGGCGAGCUGGCUUCUGAAGAAAACGCAAUUGAGUUGGCACCUGCCAGUGCAGGAAAGAAGGUUAGGUUCUUUCUGGAGGAGAACAGUCACCCGGUACUGUCUGAGCCUGCGAGGGAAGAGCUCAAUGAUCUACUGGCGGCACGGGAGUCUGGAUGCGCGUUUGUGUUGGGACAUUCUCAUGUGCAAGCGAGUCAAGGGUCAUCGAUCAUGAAGAAGUUGGCGAUCGACGUCGCGUACAACUUCUUAAGGAGAAACUGCCGAGGACCAGACGUGGCACUGCGUGUGCCUCCUGCAUCCCUCCUCGAGGUCGGCAUGGUCUAUGUCUUGUGAAUGUAAGCAUGCUCUUACAAACCAUGUCGAGCUCCUCCUUUGCAGAAACUGUGUCAUGCAGCUGUUUGAAGGAAUGUGCGUGCUGUGACCUGUCAUGCAGCUUUAAAGGAAUGUUUGCAGAAACUUGUCUUACGAGACAUGUUAGCAUGUACUGUUGUUUGUGAUAGGUACAGCUUUCCAGCUUAUGGACAAAGUAUGUGUAUAUAUACAACUAAUUGCAGUGCAUGUAAAUUCUUGAUUCAAACUCACCAAUAGUUAGGGUUGGUUCUCA
Musa acuminata AAA Group (dessert banana) is the source of this 3404-nucleotide messenger RNA. Its product is annotated as probable potassium transporter 9. Gene Ontology annotation, molecular function: potassium ion transmembrane transporter activity. Gene Ontology annotation, cellular component: plasma membrane. The record is from RefSeq and is a predicted model, not a curated record. Bases 794 to 3133 code for a protein of 779 amino acids. NCBI's taxonomy places the organism in Eukaryota, Viridiplantae, Streptophyta, Magnoliopsida, Zingiberales, Musaceae. The transcript has 11 exons. Gene Ontology annotation, biological process: potassium ion transmembrane transport.